Messenger RNA from Ambispora leptoticha, 2553 nucleotides. The record is from the annotation of a GenBank genome assembly. NCBI's taxonomy places the organism in Eukaryota, Fungi, Glomeromycota, Glomeromycetes, Archaeosporales, Ambisporaceae.
AUGAAAAACACAAAAGGAAAAUCUCGUAACUUAACUAAAAAAGAGCAGCCUAGUCCCGAAAGUAAUAAUAGCUCACACAAAAGUAAAAAUCAACUAGUCGAAACAAAACAAAAAAAGAGCGGUAAACAAGAGAUCUCUUUGAUUGGCAAAAAGCGAUCUCAAAAUGGCAAAUUAAAAAAGGAUGAUUCGCAAAAAUCAUCAAUCUGGGCGUAUUUUGAACCAAAUCCACGUUGGUAUACCAUCCAUCCUGAAAAAACCUUUCAAAAUUCAUCCAAUGAAAAUCUCUCAGAAGAAACAAUUACAAGAAAAUAUGAGGAAUCAAAAAAACUCUUACAAGAAGAGAACGCACACUUUGAAGCCAAUCCAUCAUUUCUAGCAUCAGAUCGCACAUUCUACACAGCCAUGCUUAAAUCGGGCACUUUGAAUGACAAAAUAUCCACUUUAUCUGUAAUGAUAUCCGCGUCGCCUCUGCAUGCUAUGAAAUCGAUGGACACGUUGAUGACCAUGGCGAAAAAGAAUAAUCGACACGAAUCUCUACGCGCGAUUCUAAGUCUACGAGACGUUAUGAUGGAAUCUCUGUUACCUCCACGAAAACUAAAGUAUUUUCGCGAUCAACCCUUGUCAGAUCCGAAAGUUUCUGCUCGGCAUUUAAUUUUGUGGGCUUUUGAAGAUUAUCUUAAAAGAUAUUAUUUCGAACUAAUAAAAAUAAUAGAGGUGCUUUCUCAUGAUGUUCUCGUCCACGUAAGACAGCAAAUGGUCGAAACCAUAUUUGGCCUGGUAAAAAGCAAACCCGAACAAGAACAAAACCUUUUGAAGCUCUUGGUUAACAAAUUAGGAGAUAACGAUAAAAAAGUCGCCUCUAAAACAACAUAUCUCAUUCAACAACUAUCAAAUACGCGCCGAGAUCUAAAACUAGCAAUAGUUAGUGAAAUCGAGCAAUACCUCUUACUAAGUAAUUCGAGACCACAUGCGCAAUACUAUGCUGUCAUCUGUCUCAACCAGACAAUAUUGACGAGAGGAGAAGUAGAAUUAGCCAAUAAGUUAAUCGAUGUUUAUUUCGUGUUCUUUCGGCAACUGUUGGGUGUUAAGAAUACCGAUAAACAGGAUAAAAAUGAAAAAAAUGGGAAAUUAAAAGGAAAAGGCAAUAAUAAAUUUAGUAAAGACAAAAAAGAUAUUGCAAAGAAAAAAAAAGGGUCUUUAAGUAUCAGUCACCAGGAUUUGCCGAGUUCUGAUUCACUUAAUUCUAAAAUCAUUGCUGCAAUAUUGACUGGUGUCAAUCGUGCUUUUCCCUUUGCAAAAGUGGAAGAGGACGUAUAUGAUCAUAACAUGGACAUUUUAUUUCGUAUAACUUACUCUGGCACGUUCAAUACGAGUGUCCGUGCUCUGAUGCUGAUAUUUCAAGUUUGUUCGGCAAAGGAGGAUAUUUUAGAUCGUUUCUAUCGUACGCUCUAUGAAUCGCUGUUUGAUGUUCGGCUAAUAACGUCUUCAAAGCAUGCAAUAUAUCUAAAUUUGCUAUUUAAGGCUCUCAAAGCUGAUGAAUCAAUGGCGCGUGUCAAAGCUUUUGUCAAACGAAUAUUGCAAACGGCUGCUCAUCACCAACCGCCCUUCAUUUGUGGCGUAUUUCAUUUAAUAUCAGAGUUGAUGAAUCUAAAACCAGGACUUCGAGCUCUAAUCUUUCAACCUGAAGAAAACGACGAGGAGGAACAUUUUGUUGAUGCACCGGAAGAAGAUGAUGAAGACUCUGUAGUUUCAGACAAACCCAAAAUUAAUAAAGUGUCUUCCUCACAGCCAUCAGAUGUAAACACGCAUAAAAAAUAUGAUGGAAGGAAACGUGAUCCCCAAUAUAGUAAUGCGGAUCAGACUUGUCUUUGGGAAUUGGCAAUGUUCUUUUUUGAAUCACUUUCACCCAACAGUAACAUUGUAUGCAAGCCAAAUUCUCAACGAAAUCCGAAAAAAUCGGAUUCAAUUAAGGGAAGUUCGAAAAUGCAGCCUUCUAUAGCAUCCACAGAUAAUAUUCUGACGAUGAAAAAGGGAGCAGGGAUUACGAAAGAAGAAGUUGUGAAUUCUGAAGAGUUUUGGCGAAAGAAAGUUGAAGAUAUACCUGUUGAUCAGAUAUUUUUCCACAGGUAUUUCACUCAAAAACGGGCAUCAUUGGGUGAUACGACAAAAAAGACAAAAAAGAAAAAAUCUGAUACAAAAGAUGUUGGUUUCAUGGACGCUGAGGGAUCGACCGAUGAGGAAGAGGAAGAAGAAAUAUGGCGUGUCAUGACUAAAGGAUUACCAAAUGUGGAUUUUGAUCCCGGUAGUAACGGUGAAAAUGAUGACGAUGAUCAAGAUGAUUUAGAAGAUUUUGAAUUUGAUGAGAAUGAGGAUGAAAAUGAAGGGGAAGAAAUUGGUAGUCCUGAAGCAAAUGAUUCCGCUGAUGCGGAUGAUUUUGUAGAAGAUGAGGAUGACUUAAUAAUCGGUUCUAAAAAGAUUAAACGACAAAAACUUAAGCAUUUGCCAACAUUUGCUAGUUUUGAUGAUUACGCUGAAAUGCUCGAGGAUGAUUAA